AUGCUCUCCGUCCAGGCACCCGUCGCCCCUUCGACGCUGCUCAAGCACGACGUUGUCGAACCCGCCAUCAACACUGCCACCCCUAGCACCUCUUCGCAGAAGGAAAACGUCGAACUCGAUGCUUGGCACCGUGACCUGCUUCGCGAUGGCUACUGCGUUGUCAAAGGAGCGAUCCCGCAGGAGCGAGCUCUGCAGUACGCCGACAAGAUGCACGGAUGGCUCGAGGGAUUCAACCUCGGCUACGACCGAAACGACCUCAGCACCGUUCACAAGGACAAACUUCCGCUCAUCACCGAGAAGGGCAUGUGCCUCAACUACGCCGUCACGCACGAGGACUUUGUUUGGAAGAUCCGCUCCGAGCCCGGUGUUGUAGGCGCCUUUUCCAAGUUCCUUGGCACCGAGGAUCUCAUCGUGAGCUUCGAUGCGGUGAAUUUUGGGUUCCCAAACCGUAAGGACCUGGCACCCAACAAGCCUUGGCCUCACCAGGACCAGGACCCGCUCAAGCCGGGCUUCCGCUGCCUGCAGGGUCUCGUCAACCUCCUGCCCAACGGACCCGACGACGGUGGACUGAUCGUUUGCAAGGGCUCGCAUGAGCUCUCGACGCAGUUCCACGAGGAGAUGGCUUGGGAGGAGAAGAUCCCUGCGUGGACCAACGAGUGGUACGGCUUCACUGACAAGGGCAUGCAGUGGCUCAAGGACCACGGAUGCGAAUGGGUCAAGGUUUGCGCCGAGCCAGGCGACCUUCUGUUGUGGGAUUCUCGUACCGCGCACUACAACCUUUCGAGCAAGACAAAGCAGCCUCGAUUCUGCGUAUACACGUGCUUCAUGCCGGUGGCUGAUGCGUCGCAGGAGGACCUGAAGCGAAAGAAGGAUGCCUUCGAGCGUCGCGUCGGCACCACCCACUGGCCCAACGCUCGCCACACUGGAUCGAAUGUUGCGAAGCGUGACGGUGUCGACGACCCUCACAACCGUGAUCGCCCCGUCGAGGAGCCCCAGCUCGACGAGCGCGCCUUCCGCUUGACGGGCAUUCCUUACAUCAAGGAUGAGUAA
This is a messenger RNA of Pseudozyma hubeiensis SY62, 1050 nucleotides long. RefSeq lists its product as hypothetical. The record is from RefSeq and is a predicted model, not a curated record. Bases 1 to 1050 code for a protein of 349 amino acids. The transcript has a single exon. Lineage: Eukaryota; Fungi; Basidiomycota; Ustilaginomycetes; Ustilaginales; Ustilaginaceae.